AUGAGCUCAUUAGCUAGAAAAAGCGAAUUCGAUCAGCCACUAUUUGGCUGCUCAAGUGAUCCCAAAAGCUGCUUAAUAGUUCUUUGUGUGCCAUGUGGCAGUGCAAUCGUCCAAGGUCUUGCUGUGAAAAAUGCGAGAAACGAAGGAUUCAUUGUGCCUUACUGCAUCAAUAUUCUCCUAGCAUGUAUUGGCGCUGCAAUUAAUAGAGGCCAGAUAAGAAAUAAGUAUGAUAUCGAAGGAGGAUUUAUAACAGACUUUUGCUAUCAUUUGUUUUUCAUGCCUUGCUCAGCUUGCCAAGAGUACAGAGAAGUGACUUAUAGAAAUUCUUUACAUCAGCCUUAA
Messenger RNA from Blepharisma stoltei, 342 nucleotides. The record is from the annotation of a GenBank genome assembly. NCBI's taxonomy places the organism in Eukaryota, Ciliophora, Heterotrichea, Heterotrichida, Blepharismidae.